Molecule: messenger RNA, 938 nt
Organism: Prorocentrum cordatum
Lineage: Eukaryota; Dinophyceae; Prorocentrales; Prorocentraceae
Source: the annotation of a GenBank genome assembly
GCGCAAUGGUUCAGUUGAUUUGCUCGGCCGCCGAGGGGCUGUCCUCGUUUCAGGGGCUCGAGGGCUGGCUCGUGAUCUGGUUGUUUUUUUCGCUGUUCGGCUACCUCGUGCUGACGGGCGCUUCGAUCGCCGCGUUCGUGUACUGGUACGUGUACCCAACCUACGAGAAGUGGUGCACAAAGACGAACCCGAAGUACCCGUCGCCCACCUACGUGGCCGGGGAGUUGUUCCUCGGAGGUAUCCUUGGCCCACUGGCCGUUAGCUUCAGCAUGUCCAUCCACCUCUACCUCAUCGGCAACGGCACGCUCAGACACCACUGCGACACGCCGCUGACGUGGCAGCACCGCCUUCUGUCGGCGGUGAUGGGUGUCGUGAUAAUUGACUUCUACGAGUGGGGGUGGCAUUACCUCGGCCACUGGGUGGACAGUCUCUGGAAUGUUCACAAGCACCAUCACAAGUACUACAACCCGACGCCAUUUGGGACCAUAGCAGAUUGGCCCAUGGACAAUUUCAUGCGGUCUCUGUACCCCAUGGUCUGCUUUGGGGUCUCCCUCGCUCUGUUCGGACAGUACCUCGACAUCGACGUGCUGUACCUCGGCCUGGGCUUUGCCCUGCAGCUCUACGGCAUGUACCUGCACUGUGGCCACGAGCUGGAGUGCCUCCCCUACAACAGCAGGAUCUGGAACACCAGCUUCCAGCACUACGUCCACCACGCGGUGUCGGUGAAGAACAAGCCGCUGCACACCGGCUUCUUCGUGAAACUGUGGGACAACAUGGUGCUCCCCGCGCUGGAGGACCGCAAGCUGGGCAACAGGUCGCGGGAGCGCUGGGAGCAGGAGGUGAAGCCCAACCUGCCAGACUACCGCGUGCUGCUCUCCCCCGGCUGGUGGCGCAAGAAUUGGCGCCUGGCGCCCGGCCUCAACAUCUGGGCCAUGUGA